Messenger RNA from Paralichthys olivaceus (Japanese flounder), 629 nucleotides. RefSeq names its product cytochrome c oxidase subunit NDUFA4-like. The record is from RefSeq and is a predicted model, not a curated record. Lineage: Eukaryota; Metazoa; Chordata; Actinopteri; Pleuronectiformes; Paralichthyidae.
GGUGUAAGGAGGUGGCGUUCACUCCUCUGUGCGUCCCGGCCUGUAGGAAACAGUGGAGCGGUCCUCCUUCGCCCCUUCAGCCGCAGACCCUCAGCUUUAUCACGGACUCAGCCGAGCAGAGAUCCCGCCGACAUGUCUGUGUUCAGCCUCGUCGCCAAACAACUGCGGAGCCACCCGGCUCUGAUCCCCCUCUUCAUCUUCAUCGGUGGUGGCGUAACCAUGAGCGCCACGUACCUGUGUCGGCUGGCUCUGAAAAACCCAGAUGUCUCAUGGGAUCGUAAGAACAACCCUGAGCCCUGGAACAAUCUGAGCCCCACUCAUCAGUACAAACUUUUCACAGUUAACAUGGACUACUCCAAGCUGAAGAAGGACAGGCCUGAUUUCUAAGUCGCACUUCUGCCUCUGACGUCGUCUUCAGAGUGAAGAGCCUUUGCACUUUUUUUUGUUUUGCCAAAUAUGAAAUCAACCCUUGGCGCUGACUGAAGGUCGAACUCAUUCAGCUCAUUCUGGAGGAAGGGAUCACUCACUUUAUCAGUGACUGUCUGAAUUUAUAAAACAGGCAACCACCUGUUUUACUAAUGUAUGAAUUUAUUUUUGUUGUAAAUCAUUAAAACUAUUUUAAUCCCGUC